AUGCCCCCCAAAACCGUCAUCGCCUUCGACCUCUACGGCACCGUCCUCUCCACCGCGUCCAUUUCUUCCUCUCUCUCGUCAGUGUUAUCCCUCCCGGCAGAAAAAGCAGGGGAGCUGGCUGGGUUGUGGCGGCGGUAUCAACUGGAGUACACCUGGCGGUGUAAUUCGAUGGGGAGGUACACCGACUUCGAGACCAUCACCCGCUCCUCCCUCAAACACGUCAUCCCUGAGAUCACGGCUGCCCAGACCGACACUGUCAUGGCAAGUUACAAUAACCUGUCGGUGUUUCCUGAGGUUCCGGACGCGCUGGCGACGAUGGCGGAGAAUGGGAGGCUUGUUGAGGGGUAUGUCUUUUCCAACGGGACAGAGCAAAUGAUGGGUGCGAGCGUAAAUAGGAGUUCGGAUUUGUGGAGUUUUGGGGCGGUGUUUAAGGGGUUGGUUAGCGUGGAGGGGGUGAGGAGGUAUAAGCCUGAUGCAGGGGUUUAUGAGUAUCUGGUUGGGCAGGUUGGGCGGACAGAGAAAAAGGGGGUUUGGUUGGUGAGUGGGAAUCCGUUUGAUGUGCUUGGGGCGAAGGCUGCGGGGUUGAGGGCUUGUUGGGUUGAUCGGGAGGGUGGGGGGUGGAGGGAUCAGCUUGGGGAAGGGUUGGGGGUGGAGGGGCCGGAUUUGGUUGUUAGGGGGGUUGAUGAGGGGGUUGAGGGGAUUUUGGAACGGAUCAGAUUAGGGGGGGAGGGGGGCGAAGUGUGA
Podospora pseudocomata is the source of this 744-nucleotide messenger RNA. RefSeq lists its product as uncharacterized. The record is from RefSeq and is a predicted model, not a curated record. Bases 1 to 744 code for a protein of 247 amino acids. The transcript has a single exon. Gene Ontology annotation, molecular function: hydrolase activity, acting on halide bonds, in C-halide compounds. Lineage: Eukaryota; Fungi; Ascomycota; Sordariomycetes; Sordariales; Podosporaceae.